UUUGGGUGUUUGCAAAUAUGCAGAAAGGGACACACUUGUUGUGAGCCCGAACGAAAUCAGACCUCUUCACUAUCGAGAGCGCGAUCCCUAACCAAUACCUACCUAUGAGUUGUGCAACCUUGAUUUAUUCUCAAGCUGUGCCGACUAUUCGCGGCCGAAUCUCCGUCUGCUGUCCAGUUGACCAACGACCCUAGUUCGAGUUCUGGUGGGAACGGCGAUGGGAAUCAUGAAGCUCCUGGCCGCUUUCGAUAAGCCAUUUCGUCAUGGAAAUCCGAUUGGUACCGUCCAAUACCGAGCCCCACGUCCCAUGACGUUCAGCAUGCAGGUACCUCUAAAACCGACAAGGGGUGGGCCUUUUUGCCUUUCCUGGAGGCUGCAAAUGAAACCUUCGCAACUGCCAUACUGCUCUCAUAGAUAAUUGCUUGCUCUCCUUACUCUUCCCCUCGAGAUCAAAGUGCCACGCAACGCAGACCUAGCGGAUUCCGAAAAGAUGGCUUCUUUACCACGAACUCUUCCUGCAUCUUGGUACUGCAGCUCGCCUUUAUAUCAGCUGGAGCGAAAGGCUGUCUUCUUGAAGGGAUGGUAUCUCCUCGGGCCUGUGACCAAAUUCCAACUGGGUGAGAAGGUGGGCUAUGAGGUUGCCCAAGUUUCGUUGGUUGCAUGUCGAAUGUCUGAAGAACUGAGAGACAUUAAAGUCUUUGAUGAGAAUACGGGCUCUGAGUUCAAGUCUUACAUCACUGAGACUGGUCUUGUAUUUUCGACUAUCUCGGAUAAUGCCCCCUCUUUCGAUGACUUCUUUCCGGAUCUCAAGCCUCUUAUUGGCAGGGUUGAUUUCACAAAGCUUCCAUACCGUCGUAGUGUAAAGUACGAAGGUAAAUUCAACUGGAAGACCAUGGUUGAUGGAUAUCAAGAAUGCCUGCAUUGCCAAUACACGCAUCCUUCAUUCUCAGUCUACUACCCCCCAACAUUCUAUACGGUCUAUAACCACAAGAACUUCUCCCAGCAUGUUGCAGAUCCGAAGAAGGCCGACGAUGGCCUCUUUCUCUAUUUCUUCCCGAACUGUACCCUGAAUGUGUAUGGUGGCGGGAUGUCUUCAUUCCGCGUCUGCCCAACUGAUAAACCUGGGAUUACCCGAAUGGAGUUCGAUUACUAUCACCAGUCCUCGGGCGAGAAAUUUGAGGAAUAUUUCAAAUUCGUCCGCCAAGUAGCCAUGGAGGAUUUCGAGCUUUGUGAGAAGGCCCAAGAGAACUUGGAGAAGGGCGUCUACUCUGAGGGAAUCUUGAACCCAGAGAAAGAGACGGGGGUCGCUUACUAUCAACAACGCGUUCUAGAGCUGGUCUGCGCCCAACAUGAGACGGAAAAGGAACCAGAACCCCGAAAUGCCUACGGAUACAGCAGCCGCAACGACGUGGUUGCAUCGCAGCUAGUCGAUCCUGCAUCAUCGUAAGCAUGGCCAUGAAGCCAUAGCGCCUUCUUCCGUGCAGGUAAUGUCGAUGAGGACGGAUGGGGAAGUCUAUCUACUGUCAGGUGGUACCUGAGGAUUUUGAAGCUUUCUAGUCGUUCACUUGUCGGUGUUCUUUAUCUUCCUUUCACCUUGCUCUGCAUGAAGCUCCUCAUGACCAACCAAUCACAUGCCCGGACGGGACAAGUUGCCCC
Lindgomyces ingoldianus is the source of this 1656-nucleotide messenger RNA. Its product is annotated as Bet v1-like protein. Lineage: Eukaryota; Fungi; Ascomycota; Dothideomycetes; Pleosporales; Lindgomycetaceae. Bases 491 to 1447 code for a protein of 318 amino acids. Gene Ontology annotation, molecular function: iron ion binding; 2 iron, 2 sulfur cluster binding. The record is from RefSeq and is a predicted model, not a curated record. The transcript has 5 exons.